AUGGCGGGUCGAAGAAUCCCCCCUGCAAUCAACACGACCUACGAUGUGUCUUUGGAUUUAGAAUGUCAGGAGCAAAGACGCCUGCUUGAUGGUGGCCAUAUCAGAGCUGCUCCAGGACGGGCAAUUUCGCCUCAACCUAAACUCGUGAGGCCCUCGCAUACCUCCUUGGACACUGACCUCUCCCCCCUCUUCCAGGGGAGCCCUAUAGCCGCAGAAGGGGCAACAUUGUUACGCGGAGUGAGUUAUUCGGGCGAUGCCUUCGAGAGAUCUUACGGCGACGUGGUCUUGGAUGAUUUGAAGCUUGAAGCAGGAGCCGCGAGGGCUCCGAUGGCGCAAGGUAAAUUUGUUGAGGAAGAUGAUCAGUGGUCCGAUCCCGCCAAAGGACUUGGCCGAGUGACGCUUGUCUGCUUGAUUGCCGCCGCCCUCGGCCUCCUCGGCUUGUUAAUGUUCAUGGGAAAAGCCAUCGACACCAUCGAAGGUCCCCAACACGCGAACGCCGUCUCGAAGCUUAUAGCCAACCAUCCGGCAGACUCCCGACUCGCGACUUCCUUCCCAUUCUCCCCUUCUUAUUAUCUCAAGGACUGUCCAUGCCAGUCACAAAAAGAUGCUCAACUUUCCAUCCCGGCUGGUUCUAGCUCAAUCGAACUGUCUGCCUCCGAUCUCUUCAAUCAACAAACUUAUUUCCAGGGGCGAUUUCUAAACAAAACCGCGUAUUCGGAAACUGAUCAAGGUGGAAAACAAAUCUGCGAGAAAAGUCUAACUUAUCUCUUGGAUGAUGACUUUGGAUUUACUUUCCAUCUGAAUGCCAUCUCCCUUGCCGCUGCAUUAGCAGAGAAAGAUUCACGCGCUUUCUUCAUUGUUGACUCGGAAUGGGACCGGGGCACCUGGAGUGACCACUUCUUGAAAAUGCCAGACCCUGGUUGCGCGCCUCCACCGCCGAGCGAAAUGGCAGGCUGUCCACGCUCGACGAGACAUUGGAUCGUGACCUCGUCGAUCCUCUCGGCACAUUUUUCGAAAGAAUUCAUGGAAAGCUUUGGAGAUAACGAAGAUUUAGACCAAGUGAUUCCCGAGCCUGUUCCAGGACUCAUACCUUCUUCGAGGAAAUCGAUUUACCAGAUGGCUCGGUCGACCUUCUUCCGUCUUUUCAUCCUUUCAGAAGCCAAUGACCAACUGAUUCGCAAGACAAAGCAAGAGAUCAUCAAGUCUGCCGUCUGGGGCCCCAGCUCCGAUCUCCGUCUCCCGCCCUUUAUCUCUGUACACAUCCGAAAAGGUGACCGACAUCCUCACGAUCCAGCCCACACGUACGAUUACGUGCCGAUUAAUUACUACAUUGAUAGCAUCAACUCUACUUGGACAAGAUUAAGAGAUGAGGACCCUGCUCUUCCAGAGAGUCCAAAUGUAUAUCUUGCCUCGGACACGCCUCUAGCCCUUGAGCAGAUGCGCGCACUGACGCCUGCAAGCUGGAAAUUCUUCCACCUGUCUGAGGCUGGGUCGACCGAGAUUAGUCUGAUAGCUCAUCCACACGAAUAUUCGCAGCUCCACUUCCAUGCCCACAUUGUGAGUGAACGCGUUGGAUACACCAGGGGCCAGGUCAUCGACAUGGCUUUUCUCGGAGGCGGAUGGCCUAAGCCUGAUGGCUCCGUCACACUCUCUUCAACCGAUUCCGAAAAGCCUUUGGCUACCAUUUGCACAGUUUCAUCCAACAUGUGUCAGUUUGGAGCUUUGCAGUUAGGCUGGGAGGAAGCCUUUGAAAAGUCGAAAUGGAUCAACCUUGACCUCCCACUUUCCGCCGGAUGGAUGGGUGUUGAGGUUCCCGCUGCUAACACCGGCGACUCUAAUCCAAAUGGACACGGUCAUGGCAGCGCUCAUCAUUCCCACUAA
Messenger RNA from Puccinia triticina, 1881 nucleotides. RefSeq lists its product as uncharacterized. NCBI's taxonomy places the organism in Eukaryota, Fungi, Basidiomycota, Pucciniomycetes, Pucciniales, Pucciniaceae. The transcript has 7 exons. Gene Ontology annotation, molecular function: alpha-(1->6)-fucosyltransferase activity. Gene Ontology annotation, biological process: protein N-linked glycosylation. The record is from RefSeq and is a predicted model, not a curated record. Bases 1 to 1881 code for a protein of 626 amino acids.